Molecule: messenger RNA, 476 nt
Organism: Eutrema salsugineum
Lineage: Eukaryota; Viridiplantae; Streptophyta; Magnoliopsida; Brassicales; Brassicaceae
Product: defensin-like protein 1
Exons: 2
Coding region: 56-298 (80 amino acids)
Biological process (GO): defense response
Source: RefSeq, a predicted model, not a curated record
UUUCCUCACACUUCACAUACAUAUAGACAUACAUUCAAAGACAAAAGUAAUAGUUAUGGCUAAGUUUGCUUCCAUCAUCACCCUUCUCUUCGCUGCCCUUGUUCUCUUUGCUGUUUUUGAAGGACCAACAAUGGUGGAAGCACAAAAGUUGUGCGAGAGGCCAAGUGGGACAUGGUCAGGAGUCUGUGGAAACAAUAACGCAUGCAAAAAUCAGUGCAUUAACCUAGAGAAAGCACGACAUGGAUCUUGCAACUAUGUCUUCCCAGCUCACAAGUGCAUAUGCUAUUUCCCUUGUUAAUCUACCAAAACUCCUAGGUGAUUAAUUGUGGGUGUAUUUACAAUUUCGUGUAUGUUUUAAUUUACAUUAAAUAAGACUGUGUCACUCUAACUAUGAGUCUAUGAGUGACCUGAUGACAUGCAUAAACCAGUUAUGUUUAUGUUGGUUUUUUUAAUAAUAUAAACUUUUUUUUAUUUUA